AAUAUCUUGGGAAUUAACCCAAUAUUAACUAGUGAAGACUGAAAGAGUCACAAAUCACAACUACAGAACUACUCAUCGAUUGACGCAAGUACCCUUGCUAAUGUUUGAAAAUUGCAAAUAUGGAACUGGGCGCCACGCAGAUACGAGACGAGGCGAGAGCGAGUGAGCUCCCAAUCUGUGUGUGAACUCCCCAGUUGGGGAAAGACGGAGCAAUAGCGAAAAACCCCUAAUCCCCCCAAACUAAAUCCCUAGGUUUUCUCCUCUUCUAGCAGCAGCAGCAGCAACCGGCGGCCGGUAAACCGUCGGAAGGAAGGUGAGAUGGAUCAGCCUGGAGAUCACGAGUAUGACCAGGAGCACGAGGAAGAAGAGGUUUACGGCGGCGAAAUUCCUUAUGAGGGAGACAUGGAAGACGACGUCGACAUGUCUUCCAGACCUGAAGAGGACGAGAACACUGAGCGCAGUGCCAAGGAAUUGGAGGACAUGAAGAAGAGGCUGAAAGAGAUCGAAGAAGAAGCUGGUGCUCUUCGUGAAAUGCAGGCUAAGGUCGAGAAAGAGAUGGGCGCUGUCCAAGACUCCUCGGGUACUUCUGCAUCUCUGGCUGAAAAGGAGGAAGUGGACGCCCGCUCAAUCUAUGUUGGCAAUGUAGAUUACGCUUGCACUCCAGAAGAAGUUCAGCAGCAUUUUCAGUCUUGCGGAACUGUCAAUAGAGUGACAAUUUUGACAGACAAGUUUGGUCAACCUAAGGGUUUUGCAUAUGUCGAGUUUGUGGAAGUGGAUGCUGUGCAGAAUGCCCUCCUGCUAAAUGAAUCUGAACUGCAUGGGCGUCAAUUAAAGGUCUCUGCUAAGAGAACAAAUAUUCCUGGCAUGAAGCAGUUCCGUGGAAGGCGGCCCAACCCUUUUUUCAGAUCCCGAAGGCCUUUCAUGCCUGUUCCCUUCUAUCAACCAUAUGGGUACGGGAGGGUUCCCAGAUUCAGGCGGCCAACACGGUACAGACCAUACUGAUGCCCCGGUUAUGGGUGGUGGUGUGGCCUAUGCUCACGGGGGAAAGAAAAAGGAGUAGAGUUUGCGUUGGUGAUUCUGUAACUGGCCUUCAGAUAAUAUUUCUAUCGCUGGGAGCUCGCUAUGGAUGGAUAAGAGAUUUUGCAUUCAUAAUUUGAGGUGGUGGGGAAUGGCCCAUCUCUCUGUUUUGAUAUAAUGGAGCUCGGGGAGGAGAUUUAAGUGAGAUCAAUCUAUCUCUUUGUGCUGGAGAGGGCUAGUUGAGAAGUGCCAGAAGGGGUAGAGUAAUGCUGUGACCAUUUCCUAUAUUUCUGUUUUAGAGGAUUCUCAACGAGUUUGGAUAUUGGAUUCGAGAGAUGGAUGUGCUUGUUUCCAGAUGUUAACAUUUUAUACUCCCGCUUCGUUUCUCUCUUCUGCAGUCAUGUUUCCAGAUGUUAACAUUUUAGCUAAUGUCUUCUGCGGUGACUCUUUGUAUCGGACCUCAAAAUUCACGCAUAGUCAUGGAAGUUGGAUCGAUUCAAUGAGUUUCCUAUCAUGUGAUACGUAAGGAAUUUUCAAAAUGCAUCUCAUAGUGGUCACAAUUCACAAAUGUAUUGAAGUUUAUAGAAUUCAUUGUGAAAAACCCUGUACGGUAGAAGUAAUAUACAGUUGUUUUGAUU
Linum trigynum is the source of this 1655-nucleotide messenger RNA. The record is from the annotation of a GenBank genome assembly. NCBI's taxonomy places the organism in Eukaryota, Viridiplantae, Streptophyta, Magnoliopsida, Malpighiales, Linaceae.